This is a messenger RNA of Cucurbita maxima (winter squash), 1068 nucleotides long. Its product is annotated as glycine-rich RNA-binding protein RZ1A-like. Bases 165 to 770 code for a protein of 201 amino acids. The record is from RefSeq and is a predicted model, not a curated record. Gene Ontology annotation, molecular function: zinc ion binding; RNA binding. Lineage: Eukaryota; Viridiplantae; Streptophyta; Magnoliopsida; Cucurbitales; Cucurbitaceae. The transcript is spliced from 3 exons.
CGAUGACUUGCUCUUCGCCCUACAACCCGUUUAACAAUCUCACCGUCACUUCGGCUUUUAGAUUUUUUGAUUCUUGUAGCUUCUCUCGAUAGCGAAUCGAAUUCGGAAGGCUUUCGUUCUUCAGAAAUUGUUAGCUCUAUUCUGCUGGUAAUUCUGCUUGCAUAAUGGCGGAAGAGGUGGAGUAUCGCUGUUUUAUUGGCGGCCUUUCUUGGUCAACAUCUGACAGAGGUUUGAAAGAUGCGUUUGAAAAGUUUGGCCAUCUUCUCGAGGCCAAGGUAGUUGUUGACAAGUUUUCUGGACGUUCUCGUGGUUUUGGAUUUGUCACUUUUGAUGAGAAAAAAGCUAUGGAAGAGGCAAUCAAAGGCAUGAAUGGAAUUGAUUUAGAUGGCCGGACUAUUACAGUUGAUAAGGCUCAGCCAAACCAAGGUUCAGGUAGAGAUCAUGAUGGUGAUCGUCCACGUGGUCGUGAUCGAGGUCGAGAUCUUGGAGCUGGACGUGGAUCUAACGGUGGAGAUUGCUUUAAAUGCGGGAAGCCUGGACAUUUUGCCAGGGAAUGUCCCAGUGAAGGUGGUAGAGGAGGUAGAUAUGGAAGUAGGGAUGACAGAUAUGGUAGUGGUGGUGGUGGCAGUGGACGAUAUGGUCCAGAUAGAAAUGGAGAUAGAUCUGGUGGGCGCAAUCGGGGUACUGGUGAUCGAGGAGGUUCAGGAAAUGAUCGAUAUAGUCGUGACCGCUCUGGGCCAUAUGAGCGACGUGGUUCUCGUUCUGGAUAGAAUUGUGACUUAACUGUUGGGUUUGUAGUCAUCUUAACUUCACUGGUUCUUAUAGCUGCCUCGUACUGAUUACUCGUGUUGUUUCCACAUUAAGUGAAGCUCAUAUGGUGGGGUCUUGCUGUUAUUGUUUCUUUCUACAGAUUGUCUCUCUUACAGUUCAGAGUUCUGAAGAGCAGAAUUUGACGUUAAUAUUGAGAUGUUUGUGUUCCUAUGUGAUGAAUUUGGUAUCAUGGUACAGUGGUGUGGUAUCUAAUGUGUUCUUGACAUAUUCAUUCAAAUCUGGUUUUAUGGUCUUUGA